CCGCCCGCCACGACAACGACAAUGAUGCCAACACCAGCCGCGCCGGCGCCGCCGCGCAAUCUCGCCAGCGCCACGCUGCGCAGCGUCGGCCUCGCUGGCAACAAGCGCAAGGCGACUGACAGCGAGGGCGACGCCAAGAUGCGCGACGCGACGCACCACGACAAGCCCGGCGGGCGCAAGACCAACUCGCGCCUCCGGUCCCACCGCAUGAACCCCAUCGAACAGUACAAGAACACCGGCCCCUCGAGCGCUAAAGCGACCGCUGGCCGCAAAGCAGUCGCAGCCGCUGCGGCAUCGGACUCGCUUUCGAUCCGGGGCGCGUCCCGCGUCGGCAGCUCGCUGAGCUCGACGCGCGCGCGACGAAACGCGGUCUCGGAGUCCCCAUCAAGGAUACCCGUCCGCGCCUCCGUCAGCACCGUCGCCAAACUUAGGGAAUUCGUGCAUAGUAGAUGGAACCCAGAAGCGCGCUUUUUGAAUCUCGAGGCCAUGUCUCAAGACCCCAUCGUCAAGAAGAACCACCUCACCGUUCCUGGAGUCAUUUCGCACAGAAAUAUGCAAGACGCUGCUCGCGAAGCCGCUGUCCUGUACAAGCUUGCCUCAGAGCUCAAGCCUGAGGUUCAGACGUUGUCACUGGCAAACAACAAUUUGCGCGGCGACCAUCUGAAGUCGCUCAACCACUACCUACCCAAACUCGAGAACCUGUCACUCGUGAACAACCAGUUGCGAGUCAUGCGGGAUUUGGAUCAUAUAGCUGCUCGCAAGGGCAAGAUGGUCCAUCUGCGGGAACUCUUGCUUGGUGGUAAUCCUGUACGAGAGACAGAGUACCAGCAUAAUCGUGGCGAGCAGUAUAGACUUGAGAUGGCACGGCGCUUUACAACUCUUGAGCUGCUCGACCAGGAACCGAUCAUGAAGAUUAGUUUCGACGUCCCCGAGGCGGCAUCUUCAUCAUCUACCCCCGUGCCGGUGACCAAAUCAACGUCGUUCCCGUUACCUAUGGGUGGCUCGUUCAUAACCGGUGUGGAUGGCGUACUUAUCAACAAUUUCCUCAUGCGCUACUUCCCCACGUUCGACAACCAACGGGCUGGGUUGAUAGACGUAUACGACGACGCCUCCUACUUCUCCUACUCCGUCAACGCCACUAUACCUAUCCGCGCACGUAUACAAGGCCUGCACUACAAGAUGGCCAACAACAAGAAGCUGGUUUGGAACAACUGGUUCACGGCCGUCGAAGGUGGCUCAAGAAACCUUAACCGCUUACAAGGCGGGGAGAUGACCCAUCGGAGCCUGCACACCGGACCGCAGGCGAUAAUGGAGACGCUAUGCAAGUUGCCGGGCACACGCCAUGAUAUGGCGUCCACGAGCGAGAAGUUCUGCAUCGAUGCGUUCCCGGUCAAGCACGGCACGAGUAUGGCCCUCAUGCUCGUCGUGCAUGGCGAGUUUACCGAAGUCGGACCAGAGGGCAUUCGUUCUUUUGAUCGGACGUUCUUACUGGCGCCAGCCGCUGAUGGCUCGCGUGCGAAAGCCGCCGGCUGGGAUGUCGCGAUCCUGAACGAUCAGCUUAUGGUGCGCGCCUACUCGAGCCCCGAGGUGUGGGCCAUGGGGCCGCUGCAAGUGCAGGCGCAGGGGCCGGUACAGAAGCCGAAGCCUAUACCUACACCUGUUCUCCCGCCCGCGCAGCAGGCGGCGCUCGAUGCCGUGCCGGAACUGCAGCGACCCAUGGUGCUCGAGCUCUGCCGCCGUUCUGGGUUGACUGUCAGCUACUCCGUCGAGUGUCUGGUGGGCAAUUCGUGGGAUCUGGAUAGAGCGUGGGCGAACUUCGAAGCGGUUAAGACAACCCUCCCGCCCGACGCGUUCACGGCAGUCAUCUAGCCUUAAUCGGACUACGCUGAAUAGACAUGGUGUAUCUACAGACUGUUCCUCAUGCUAUCGCCAUCGCGCCUCUGAUCCUGUAUUUUAUUCGUUGGUAUUGGGUUACGUGCAGGAUCGCUGUCCGCGGCGCCUGCCUGGCUUCCCCACGAGUUCACGUCCACGCAUAGCUGUUUUGAUUGAAAUAUACAUACUGCAACACGAAUCUGUACAUUACCUCACGCACACAACUACUAUUUGCUGCCCGCGCUCGACUCGCAAUUGAUAGUGGGAAAAACAAUGGGCUGGGGGUCUUUAUGGC
Messenger RNA from Schizophyllum commune H4-8, 2167 nucleotides. Its product is annotated as NTF2-like protein. The record is from RefSeq and is a predicted model, not a curated record. The coding region runs from base 25 to 1869 and encodes 614 amino acids. The transcript is spliced from 10 exons. Gene Ontology annotation, cellular component: nucleus. Lineage: Eukaryota; Fungi; Basidiomycota; Agaricomycetes; Agaricales; Schizophyllaceae. Gene Ontology annotation, molecular function: protein binding; RNA binding. Gene Ontology annotation, biological process: poly(A)+ mRNA export from nucleus.